GAGAGAGAGAGAGAGAGAGAGAGAGAGAGAGAGAGAGAGCGGAAGGGAGAGAGAUUGUUCUUGUAACACCAGUAGGCACUCCUUCCUACUUUAUCACCAGCUCCAGUUCUCCCAAACACAAGGCAAAUAAGCAGCACAUGACCUCAAUUGCCAAUAUGAAUGGGACUGACCAUGCAGGAAUCAGCUUGAACACCACCAACUCAUGGCAGAUGGAGGCAGUUAGGGGAGUCCAAAUGGCAGCUACUCUGGUUAUCUUCCUGGUUGGCGUUCCUCUGAAUGGGCUGGUGGUUUGGACACUUGGACUGCGGCAUAAUCGCCACCUGGCAAGCAGAGGUCACGGUGAGGAGACGCGUGCUGCCAGCAGUUUCCGUAUUUAUGUCCUGAACCUUGCAAUGGCUGACCUGGUUCUGCUCCUGCGCACCCCCUUAAUGUUGGGUUACGUUGCUCACAACUACAGCUGGCCGUUCGGCCGCGUCUUCUGCCACCUGGUCAUGUUCUUGCGAGGUCUGGGCUUAUACGCCUCUGCCUUCCUCCUUUGUGCUGUGGCCCUGGAGCGAUGCCUCUGUCUGCUGAAGCCAGUGUGGGCAAGCCUGCGACGCCCCUACUGGGCUGUUCCUCUGGCAUGUGGCCUCCUAUGGCUGGUAGCCACCAUCUUCUCUGCCCCCUACCUCCACAGUGCUGUGCUGCAGGAUAAUGGCGGGAAACUCCAAUGCCUGGAGAGCGGGAGGUUUGACAUGGGGCUGUUUCUCACAGAAACGAUAGCAGGUUUCAUCUUGCCCCUGCUGGUGUUCCUGGGAAGCAACCUGGCUGUUGUGCUCACCAUUCAGCAAGCUGUGCCCGUAUCACCGACCUCCUCCAGCCCUUCCAAUGCCCGCAGGAUGACCAGAAUGUAUCACAUGCUCUUUGCCACCAUGCUCCUCUUCCUCACCUGCUGGGUGCCAUAUUUUGUUUGUCGGUUCCUGCAGGCCUUGGCCGUGGAUCUGCAUUACAGAGCAUUUAUCGGCGCAUACAUAUCUCUGUUCCUGGUGUACAUUAAGUCUGCUCUCAACCCGGUGCUGUACGUGUUUGCUGCCCGAGGCCUAAGUCGUGCCAUCAAAGCUUCAGUUAUCUCCACCCUUGAAAGACUAUUCAAUGAUGACUCUUCAGAUUCACUCCGAAGGAAGUCACUUAAGAACUCACUUAAAAACUCACAGAUGUAGCCAAGAGGUCAACAAUGCAUUCAUUUUUUAGUUUUUAUAUUAAACCACAAAUGCCUUGUGUUUUUGUAGAGUGAGAAAUCUCUUUACUGGUGGGUUACUCCAUUUGCUCAUACCCACCAAAAAUGAGUUAUGAAAAUAAAACAAAGACAGCUUUUAGUUAAGUUACUUUUAACCACUUAGCCACGGCAAAUGGACAAAUAAGUCAAGAGCCUUAAUAUUACACUCAGAGACAGAGAGCCUCCAGAAUCUCCCAGGAUUUGACAAAUAGACGCGAUACAAAUUUCAUCAAACACUGACACCAGCCUGGUUCUUCAACUGUCAGCUGAGAACAAGAUGUAUGACUGCAGGUUUCAUCAGUGAAAGUACAUGACUGAAGACUCCAGAAAUGCUGCUUCUGUUGCAGCACGCUGAAGGCAGGGUCAUAAUUUGGCAUACAAAUGAAUUCAUGAAUCAUGUUGUCUAUUAGUUUCUUGGGCAGGGAACAUUUGGAUGGUAAAUAAAAAGCCGGUAUGAACACAGGAUUAUUUCUAUGCCAGUUUCCUGGCCCCAGGGGAACCUUUGUCACCGGAUGGAUUCCUCCAAGAUUACUCACUGUUAAGCUUGCUUAUACAACCUCUGCUAUGUUUCGAUGAAUGUUAUCUUAUCAGAAUCAACAUUGAGUCAGACCCGUCAAUAUGAUCACCUCAUGCUCUAAAGACUAACACCUCAUACUGAGCAGGAAGUCAACAUGUUGCAGGAACAUCAUCUUGUGGUGAAGGCUCCACAAACACGUCUGACUGGACUUCCGCUAUGCACAGCUAGCUUUAUGUUUUUUUGUUAAUAUUCUGUCAAUGUUGACAAAGGGGAUUAAACUGUUAUUCAUGGUCACAAUUUAAGUGUGUUUAACUCCUGCAUUAAAAUAUUAAUGAACAAAAGUAAA
Molecule: messenger RNA, 2118 nt
Organism: Eleginops maclovinus (Patagonian blennie)
Lineage: Eukaryota; Metazoa; Chordata; Actinopteri; Perciformes; Eleginopidae
Product: C5a anaphylatoxin chemotactic receptor 1
Exons: 3
Coding region: 138-1199 (353 amino acids)
Biological process (GO): inflammatory response; complement receptor mediated signaling pathway; positive regulation of cytosolic calcium ion concentration
Cellular component (GO): plasma membrane
Molecular function (GO): complement component C5a receptor activity; G protein-coupled receptor activity
Source: RefSeq, a predicted model, not a curated record